GUAAUUUUUUUUCUUUUUGUUUUCUUGUUUUACCGAUUGCCACUCAAUUGAUAACACGCGUUAUUAUUUCCUCUUUUAUCAUGAAGUCAAUUCAUUGUGUCAUGUCUCAUCGACAUUUUGAUAAUCAAUAUACCUUUGAUUUAGAUGGUUUUAUGACAGCUCAAGAAUUUGCAUCAACAAUGACAGCUUUUAAUGAAGUAGCUCAACAUAAUCCUCCACCACCAUCACUUUCUUCGGGAACAUCUACAGCAUUGAUUGCUUCUUUUAGUACUUUAAUCAUUUUAACUGUUAUUGGAUCUAUUCAUUAUACUCAUCAUCUUUAUUUUAUCUUGGUGAUCCCUUUUACUCUUAUUUCAUUUUCAUGUAUAUUGAUGGGUUGGCGUAGACGACUGAAAAAAAAAUUUGAACAUGCUAUUAUACAUUUAUGUUCUUGCAUGAACGCGACCGAAAAUGUUCGAGGUAUCAAUUUCCGUCUUUCCAAACUAUCUCCCGGGUCAAAUUCUAGUACUCAUUACCAAAAGUCCGCUUACUAUGCAAUUACUAUAGAAUUUGAUGAAAGAUAUAAUCUUUUACAUCAUUUUUCUACUAUGAAUGGAUCAAAUUAUAAAUCAAUAUGUUCUCCUCCUGCUUAUAGUCAAUCAUCCCCAACCAUUCCACAAACAUCAUAUCAACCUAAUGAAAAACUUUAG
Molecule: messenger RNA, 689 nt
Organism: Halteromyces radiatus
Lineage: Eukaryota; Fungi; Mucoromycota; Mucoromycetes; Mucorales; Cunninghamellaceae
Exons: 4
Coding region: 81-689 (202 amino acids)
Source: RefSeq, a predicted model, not a curated record